Symsagittifera roscoffensis is the source of this 437-nucleotide messenger RNA. RefSeq lists its product as uncharacterized. NCBI's taxonomy places the organism in Eukaryota, Metazoa, Xenacoelomorpha, Acoela, Convolutidae. The record is from RefSeq and is a predicted model, not a curated record.
GGCCGACCAACUCCGAUCCGAAUUCGAACAGGAUAUCCAGACUAUAAUAGUGUUGUGUCACGAAAUGAAAAUUGUGAUGGAGUUCCAAGCAUACAAUAUUUUUGUGAGCGAACAAGCGACCGCCGAAUCCCAAAAAGAUAUUCGUGACACCGAGGAAGAAAUUACCGCAUUUUGCGAUAGAAUUAUUGAUGCCUCCACCACUACUAUGAGUCAGAAUUCGAAAUCUAUGGACGUGAUCAAAACGUAUGCACUAGGAAUUAAAAACGAAGAAAUGUAAAGCUCUUCGCUACAUCCGGGAGGUAUUCGUCUAAGAGCUUCGCAUUUCGUAACAAAAGCUGAAUAUAAGCAUCUGAAUUUACAAAUUUCAAUUGGGUGACGGGAAAACCCUGAUAAUCUGUAAACGAUCAACUAAAUAAAGAAUCUGAUUUUCUAGUUCU